AUGCCUCCCAAGAGAAGACAGGCCGAGGACACCAGCGAUGCUGAACCUCAGUAUACCAAGAAGUCCAAGGGCAACACAGGAAAGGCUCAACCCCAGGAGCUUACCAAGGGAUCCGACCAGGAUGGCAACACCUUCUGGGAGCUUGGAAACAACCGCCGAAUUAGUUCUUCGGUGUUCAGGAAUACCACCCUGGUCAAUAUUCGGGAAUACUACGAUGCUGGUGGCAAGCUGAUGCCAGGCAAGAAGGGCAUCUCCCUCUCACUUGCCCAGUAUCAGAACCUCCUCAAAGUCAUUCCCCAGCUGAACGCUGAUCUCCGUGCCCAAGGCCACGCCAUUGAGGACCCAGAUUUUGCCCAGGUGGCCGAGCAGACCGACGUCUCCGUCGAGACGCCCAAGGUCAAGGCGCUGGAGUCCAAGACGGAGAGCAUCAAUAAGGAGAAGAAGAAGCCCCGCAAGUCCAACAUUGACGUUACCAGCGACGAAGAGGAAGCUGCCGAGGACGAGGACGACGACGAGUAGAGCAGAUCGGUCCGCCAAGCCAAACAUCUUUGGGCGUCGCAGAAAUGGUAAUGCUGGGGCGAGAGGAACAUCCGUUGGUACCGGCCAAUCGAAUCUCUCUCUUAUGCGGGCGCAGUGCAGAUACCCCCCUUCUCUACGGUUUUCCAGGU
Molecule: messenger RNA, 668 nt
Organism: Neurospora tetrasperma FGSC 2508
Lineage: Eukaryota; Fungi; Ascomycota; Sordariomycetes; Sordariales; Sordariaceae
Exons: 3
Coding region: 1-519 (172 amino acids)
Biological process (GO): positive regulation of transcription initiation by RNA polymerase II
Cellular component (GO): nucleus; transcription regulator complex
Molecular function (GO): DNA binding; transcription coactivator activity
Source: RefSeq, a predicted model, not a curated record